Molecule: messenger RNA, 2351 nt
Organism: Miniopterus natalensis
Lineage: Eukaryota; Metazoa; Chordata; Mammalia; Chiroptera; Miniopteridae
Gene: WNT16
Product: Wnt family member 16
Biological process (GO): multicellular organism development; cell fate commitment; neuron differentiation
Cellular component (GO): extracellular region
Molecular function (GO): cytokine activity; frizzled binding
Source: RefSeq, a predicted model, not a curated record
GAGGGGCGCCGGGGCUGCUGGAAUCCAUGCGGGGGCCAUGGGCCGAGCGGCGCUCCGGGGACUGUCCCGCCUGUGCGCGCUGUGGGCAGCCCUGCUCGCGCUGUUUCCCUGCGGAGCCCAAGGAAACUGGAUGUGGUUGGGCAUCGCCUCCUUCGGGGUUCCGGAGAAGCUGGGCUGCGCCAACUUGCCGCUGAGCAGCCGCCAGAAGGAGCUGUGCAAGAGGAAGCCGUACCUGCUGCCCAGCAUCCGGGAGGGCGCCCGGCUGGGCAUUCAGGAGUGCAGGAGCCAGUUCAGGCACGAGCGGUGGAACUGCCAGGUCGCCGCCGCCCCGCCGGGCACCCGCCCCCUCUUUGGCUACGAGCUGAGCAGCGGCACGAAGGAGACAGCAUUUAUUUAUGCCGUGACGGCUGCAGGCCUGGUGCAUUCCGUGACCAGGUCCUGCAGCGCGGGCAACAUGUCCGAGUGCUCCUGUGACACCGCCUUGCAGGCCGGCGGCUCCGCCAGCGAAGGCUGGCACUGGGGCGGCUGCUCCGACGACGUCCAGUAUGGCAUGUGGUUCAGCAGGAAGUUCCUGGACUUCCCCGUCAGAAACACCACGGGGAAGGAAAGCAAAGCACUGUUAGCAAUGAACCUUCAUAACAAUGAAGCCGGAAGGCAGGCUGUCGCCAAGCUGAUGUCAGUAGACUGCCGCUGUCACGGAGUUUCUGGCUCCUGUGCUGUGAAAACAUGCUGGAGAACCAUGUCUUCCUUUGAAAAGAUUGGCCAUCUGUUGAAGGAUAAAUAUGAGAACAGUGUUCAAGUCUCAGACAAAAUAAAAAAGAAGAUGCGCAGGAGAGAAAAAGACCAGAGGAAGGUGCCGAUCCACAAGGAUGACCUUCUCUACAUUAACAAGUCUCCCAACUACUGUGUAGAGGAUAAGAGAUUAGGGAUCCCGGGGACGCAAGGCAGAGAAUGCAACCGGACGUCGGAGGGUGCGGAUGGCUGCAACCUCCUCUGCUGCGGCCGAGGCUACAACACCCACGUGGUCAGGCACGUGGAGAGGUGUGAGUGCAAGUUUAUCUGGUGCUGCUAUGUUCGCUGCAGGAGGUGCGAAAGCAUGACUGAUGUCCACACUUGCAAGUGACCGGUCCGUCCAGCCUUGGGCAACACUCCUCACUGACAACAGGGAGUGCCACACGGCAGUGCCAGUGAAGCCCACUCUUGCAGCAGAAUCCCCAGAUCCUUGGACCUCUCACAGUUCCCUUUACCUGGUCAGUGUCCAGUUAUACACCGAGCAUGCAGAUUUGGGGGAACUCUAAAAGGUUUGGGUUCAUAAUGUGAUGAUUUGGAAAAUGUAUAUUGACAUACGAGGACGAUAAUCUGUCCCCCAGCAAGAAAGAACCUUCCUGCGGAAGACCUGGUCCAUCCUCAGGAUAAGAUCCUUGACCAUGGAACUCAAUAAUGGUGGGUGAAUAUUUUAAAAAGACACCCCUUAUAGCAGCAAGGAGCAGUACACAUGAAUCUCAUUUAUUCUCUCAGUCUUUUAGAUGAAGAAAUCAUUUUAAGUGUUUGUGCCUAGAAACAGAUGUUGAACUGUUAAGAGAAGAGGUGAGUGCUUUCUGACUCUUCUAUUCAUUUGGAAAGAAAAGCAAUUAAAACGAAUUUUCUCAAGUGAUAUAAUAUUCCUAAAAAGUGUUUGCUAGGUUUAAUGACCAAAGGAAAAAAAUCAAAAUUUAACAAAGUAAAAUAUAUAAUUUGGAUUUUAAGUGGCUUUUAAUCAGAAUUUCUAGAAAAAUCUCAGUAAGGUAUAAAGCAAUCUGUGAUGUUCAGCCUCAUACUUUAAUCAUAGACCAGCUGCUAUUAUUAAAAACCCAGCUCUGAAUUACUGCGUGAGGAAGGGAUCCUGAAAGCUCGUAGAAACUAGAGGUAAAGGUCUCGCAUUAUUAGGGAAAGCAUUAUAAGGAAAAGCACCCUUUAAAUGUAUAAAACAGUAUUUUGUAUAGUAUUUUGCUUUAAAAAGUUUUAUAUUUUGUAAAUAGUUUCUAAGUUAUAUGAUAUAUAUUAAAACUUAAGACAUUUAUUGCCAAAGCCCAAGAGCUAAGGCAAUAAAAUUAUCUCAGAAAUAAUAUUAGCUUCUGUUUUUUUAUACUAUCAACUCUGACUUUUUUUUAUAUAUUGAAAAAGAAGUUAAUUGAGCAGUUAUAUGGAUGUGUAUUUCUUGCCAAAAUGACAGUUUUAUAAGUAUUAUAGAUUAAAAUAUGCUUCAAAACAUUGAGGUUUGUGUUAUUUCAGCAGUCAGAUUGGUUGAGUUCUGUUUUUAAUUAGUUAAUGUUUAACUUGUAAAGUUAUUAUAAUAAAUUAUACAAAAAGUA